Messenger RNA from Notothenia coriiceps (black rockcod), 2947 nucleotides. RefSeq names its product flocculation protein FLO11-like. Gene Ontology annotation, molecular function: extracellular matrix structural constituent; protein-macromolecule adaptor activity. Gene Ontology annotation, cellular component: fibrinogen complex. Gene Ontology annotation, biological process: blood coagulation, common pathway; positive regulation of heterotypic cell-cell adhesion; fibrinolysis. The record is from RefSeq and is a predicted model, not a curated record. The transcript has 2 exons. NCBI's taxonomy places the organism in Eukaryota, Metazoa, Chordata, Actinopteri, Perciformes, Nototheniidae. The coding region runs from base 121 to 2532 and encodes 803 amino acids.
CAUGUUAAACGACAAAAACCAGCAGUGCCCCAAAAACCAAGUCUGAACAUAAAAACAGAUUUAGAUCCUCUACAAAUCAGUGAGACUACUUUAGACAACAUCAACAACUCUGAAACCGACAUGUCACCUUCACCUGCCCCUGUAACACAGACUUCUGAGGCGAGAUAUUCUCAAAGGGGCACAGACUUCAGUCCCAGCACAGCGAAAACCAUGACUCUGGGUCCAAAGACCUCCAACAGCCUGGAGACUGGACCCAUCCCACGCCGUGACACUCUCUCAGAGGGCUUCACAAUGAGCCCAAACAGCAGGAUUACGUCUGAUCCGACGCCACUAACAGCCAGUCGACCACCAUUGAUCUCAACGACAACAAGAGCAAAUAAAAUCUCCCGUAGGAUCCUGCCGAGUGUUAUCCCUAGCACAAUUCCAGGAUCCGCAAACCCAAAUCAAGCUUCAAAUACUGACUUGCAAGCUGAGAUAAUUCCCAAUAUGGAGGAAAAAGCAGCCAAACAAACUCCAGUUCCAGACACUAUUAUGAUUCCAGUCCCAUCUCCCAGUACUCAAAGAUCUACCACAAACAAAUAUAUUUCACCUGUUCAUGACACUGGAGGAAGUGAAACAACUAGAAUAACAACAAGACCUAUCCAAAAGCCUAUAGCAGUAUUAACAGAACAUUCCGAUGAAAAUCCUUUGACCGAGCCUGUAUCUGAAAAAGACUCAACACCCGGACAAAAGCGUACUCCUGAUCGGGCCCUGAUCAAACCCCCUGAUCAAGAGAAGAAAUCCAGUGAGAAAAUCCCUAAAAUAAACCAAAAUCCUAAACCCAAUGAAAAUCAUACAGAUCUUGUAACAGGACAAAAGACUAAACAGAAGGGGAAGCCUAAACCAGAACAACGCCCACAAACCAAUCAAAGGCUUAGAACCCUUCGACCCGACCAAAUGCCUGAACUUAACCCCAAAUCUUUGCCGAAAGCAGAAUCCAACAAAACAUCUAAAUUGAGGCCUACACCCAAAGGCAGGCAACCAAUCAGACCUAAAAUCAGGCCAGGAGCAACACAUGUUAAACGACCAAAACCAGCAGUGCCCCAAAAACCAAGUCUGAACAUAAAAACAGAUUUAGAUCCUCUACAAAUCAGUAAGACUACUUUAGACAACAUCAACAACUCUGAAACCGACAUGUCACCUUCACCUGCCCCUGCAACACAGACUUCUGAUUCGAGUAAUUCUCAAAGGGGCACAGAGUUCAGUCCCAGCACAACGAAAACCAUCCCACGCCGUGACACUCUCUCGGAAGGCUUCACAAUGAGCCCAAACAGCAGGAUAACGUCUGAUCCGACGCCAUUAAUAGCCAGUCGACCACCAUUGAUCCAAACGACAAAAAGAGCAAAUAAAAUCUCCCGCAGGAUCCUGCCGAGUAUUAUCCCUAGCACAAUUCCAGGAUCCACAAACCCAAAUCAAGCUUCCAAUACUGACUUGCAAGCGGAGAUAAUUCCCAAUAUGGAAGAAAAAGCAGCCAAACAAACUCCAGUUCCAGACACUAUUAUGAUUCCAGUCCCAUCUCCCAGUACUCAAACUACCUCCACAAUCAACCCUAACCUCAGGUCAACCACCUCUAGCCCCAAGCCCCUGGCGGCUGAGUUUUCCACUCCCAGUGCAAGGGAGCUGCGUGUGAAGAUCAAACAGGUGGCUGCCUUCUUCAAUAACAGCCUGAGUCCAAAUGGAAGGCCACUGGGGAGCCAUCCAAAAGAUCACGCAGAGGACAACCAGGUCGGCAGCAGGCCAGAAAGCAAACUACCAUCUAAAGUUACUAGAGAUUGCUCCGACUACUUGGCAAAAGGAUCAACAAAAAGCGGGAUGUACCUGGUGACCCCUGACCUCCGCAGCAGAAGCUUCCCGGUCUUCUGUGACAUGCAGCUGGAUGGAGGAGGGUGGACGGUCCUGCAGCGCCGACAGGACGGCAGCGUGAGCUUCAACCGCACCUGGGCAGAGUACAGAUUGGGCUUUGGGGAGCUGGACAAAGGGGAGUUUUGGCUGGGGAACAAUAUGAUCCACAUGCUGACCCGGGCCAGGAAUAUGGUGCUGAGGGUGGAGCUGGAGGACUUUGGCGGUGUGAGGGAGUAUGCACAGUACGAGUCCUUCAGUGUGGCAAGUGAACGGGGGCACUACAGACUGACGGUGGGCGAUUACUCGGGUACUGCAGGUGAUGCUCUGCGCUUCAGCAAAAUGUAUGAUCACCACAACAGGGCGUUCACCACGCCGGACAGGGACCACGACCGCUAUCCAUCCGGGAACUGCGGGGCCUACUACAGCUCCGGAUGGUGGUUUGAUGCCUGCAUGGCUGCAAACCUCAACGGGAAAUACUAUGUUGGGAAGUACAAGGGAGUCCGGGAUGGUAUUUUCUGGGGCACUUGGCAGAACAUAUCUUCAGAGUAUUACCCCACUAAUGACAGACAAUCAUUUAAAACGGUCAGGAUGAUGAUCAGGCCAAGAGGCCUUGCGCCAUUAGCUGGGACUCUCUACCAGGGCAUGUUGUAAAAUAAAAUGAAGGGUCCAACUAACAAUACUGCUUACAAUUUAAUAAACCUAGUACAGCCUCCACACUGAUAACUAUUAACCCAAUGCUGCCGCUGUGUGGUCUUUUAAUCUGCAAAACAAAUUUGUUUACAGGAAAGUAUGACAAUAAGUGAGGAUGUACAUAGUUGUGGUUAUAGUCAUGAUUGCAUAUUAGCCUACAUUUUUACAAGCUUAUAAUAAUAAUAUUUUUUUAUAUUGCUGAAUUUGUUCAAUGACGAUAGAGAGAUAAUUCUCUUGUAAAGAGUUAUGACGGGUAUGUAGCAACAGAGAAUGAUAUGUUGUAUUAUUGUAGUACCUGAAAGCCAGUUGAUGGUUAAUAAAAGCUGUAUGGAUUGUUUUUUAAGAGAUUGUUCUUCUUUGAUAAAUAAAUUGUUGA